AUGGCGUCUCCUCCUCCUUUUCGUACAGCCCGUAUCCUCCUCCAUUCCGCCGCUGCAGCGAUAAUGAUUUCCGGGUAUCACAACCUAACCAAGCUCCCCAUAAACGCUUUUAUUAGUACCCAAUACGGUGGGCAUUUGCAGUAUCUGACUAUUCAGGGGCUGUUCAUAACAUGUGCUACGACCUUGAUUAGUUUGUUGAUGGAUUUGUUUCCUUCGGUUAAUGCCCUCAAACCCCUUAAACGUAUCCUCCUCAUAAUCGCUAUGCCUCUCUCCAUAACAAUCUCCUCAAUAUAUUGGCCCCUCCUCCUCCUCGCCACCCAACUAAUCCUCCAAAACGGCAGCGGCGAACCCUCGUCUUCACCACACGCUCCCCAACCCCUCCUGCGUAUUCCCCUUCCCAUGGACUUAUCCCUCCAUGCCGUCCCAGCUCUAACCCUCCUCGCUGAUUUCCUUUUAUUUGAAAAGAAAUACACUCGAAAGGAGAUUCGGUAUGGGGGGACAGGUAUUUCGGUGGUGUAUACAGUUUUCUAUGCGUGGUGGGUUGAGAGGUGUGCGGGGUUCAAUGGGGGAAGAUUUCCCUACCCAUUCCUUACGGACAACCCAUUCGAAAUACGGCUGGCAAUAUAUGUGGGCGCGGGGAUGUUGGCGUUUUCGUCAUUUUGGCUCAUUAAUCGGGUGCAUGCAUAG
Molecule: messenger RNA, 687 nt
Organism: Lentinula edodes (shiitake mushroom)
Lineage: Eukaryota; Fungi; Basidiomycota; Agaricomycetes; Agaricales; Omphalotaceae
Product: FAR-17a/AIG1-like protein
Exons: 5
Coding region: 1-687 (228 amino acids)
Cellular component (GO): membrane; endomembrane system
Source: RefSeq, a predicted model, not a curated record